CGUCCCUCCCAGCCCGGCCGCUGACGCCUCCCUCGCCUCCUGCCCACCCUCCAUCCUCGGUCGGCCCCGGGAACCCGCUGCCGCAGCCGGACCGACCCCACCCCGGCCAUGAAGGGCCCCCCGCGCGGAGGGAUGUUCUCCCGGCAUGUCAAACGGCACCCCGGACUCAUUCCCCUCAUUGGCUUCAUCAGUGUGGGCCUGGGCAGCGCGGUGCUGUACCUGCUGAGGCUGGCCCUGUACAGCCCCGACGUCAGCUGGGACCGCAAAAACAACCCCGAGCCCUGGAACAAGCUGAGCCCCACGGACCAGUACAAAUUUCUGGCAGUUUCCACUGACUACAAGAACCUCAAGAAGGAGCGUCCCAGCUUCUGAGCCAUCCCCGGGACCUGCUGGGGCAGGGGGGGAACCCACCCCCGCCAGGAGCCCCCCCACGGCCCCUCCAGCUCUGCCAAAGGUCCCACCGCUCCCCCAGCACCCCAAAACCGUGUGGCCGAGCCCCCCCCCCCCAAUAAACCACAUCCCUGCAGGGCC
Molecule: messenger RNA, 531 nt
Organism: Pseudopipra pipra
Lineage: Eukaryota; Metazoa; Chordata; Aves; Passeriformes; Pipridae
Gene: COXFA4L2
Product: NDUFA4 mitochondrial complex associated like 2
Exons: 4
Coding region: 109-372 (87 amino acids)
Source: RefSeq, a predicted model, not a curated record